CACCCAAGAUCGCCGAGUCGCGGGGUCUCCGCUCGGGAACAGCUCAGGCGCAGAGGCUCUUUCUAGUCUCAGUGCUUCGACACCAUUUGGAUAUGCCAGAGCACGAUGGGUUGAUGCGAGUGUUUUGGCCUAGCGACAUCCCCACUUCUGAUCUCACCGGCGUUCUAGUUGGCUGGAGAAACUCAGACUUGGAUGUCGUUGUUGUGGCUGUUCUGGAUCAUGUAGAUCCAAGAAACGUCGAGAAUGCGCUGAAGACGGGCAUUCUAUUGCGGAAUGCUCCUCACUCUGUCGCUAGGUUAUUCGAAAUAUGUGACCAGGCAUCCAUGCACGUCCUUGGUUUGAUGAAUGUCGGGCUUGAUACUGUAGCCGACCCAUCGUGGGUACAAGCGACCACUUGUUCUCCAGAGCCCUCUUUACGAAUCACUUGCGCUAAAGCCUCGACCAUUCAGACGAUCGUAUUUGACCGGCCUAAUCCACACCGAAUGCAAUACAUAUCGCUGAAUCCAAUUGCCCUCUCUUUGAGCGGCGAGAAUCAGACGCUUUAUCCCGGGUCUCAUGAAUCCGAAGUAGAGGAUGAGAAACAAGAGCAGAAAAAUAAGCAGAAAGCUAGCCACCUGAUGGAAAAGAUAAAGCAACACUCAGUUGUCCGGCAUCCUCCUUCCUCUAAAGACAAAGCCCUGGUAAGAAUCGUAAAUCAGAUCAAUUGGGCUUGGGAAGUCCAACAGUUGUUGCACAAGAAUGUCCCUCUCAUCGGUCCUCGUCCCAAGCGUACGCUUAGUGUGUCUGAACGUGUUGUGGAGCAGGCUACAACUAUGAGAGAUACGGCGAUGUUGUAUAUCUGGAAUAUGAUUAUUAUCUACAUCUUCCCUGUUAUUCGGCGCGCAUUCAUAAUCACUCUCCUUGCACAGCGGUUUGCGGCUGAGGUGCUUCUCCUGAUCCUUGAAUGGCGGCUUCGGCCCUCAUCCCCCGCACUCAAGGAUAUUUCAGCCACGGCACAACAGGUGGAAAUUCGCCUCUUACAAUUCUGUUAUUGGCCUAUGCAAUACGUGAAGCUUCGUCGGCGGAAGAACGACUGGGAUAGCGUCACAACGAGUCACCCCGAUUAUAUACGCUUCUACAAUAGCUUGUGGCUCGUGGCAAACGACGUGAUCAUCGGCAUCGCUCUGGGAUCCUACAUCAUUGAGAAUGGUGACUGGGUGGCCGAUACUAUCAAUAUGAUAAUCGAUAAAUAUAGCAUUGCGGCCUUACAGACCAGCAUCUCAUGGCUUAUGGGGUGGCCAGCUGGACUGAAGCUCAACAGCGAAUUAGCAUUGUUCCUUGGCGAUCUUUUCUUAUGGGUCAUUGACUACUGGUCCAGUUGUGCUCAGACUUUGAAGCCUCUACUCCCACAGAUUAUAUGGUUCAUUGGAUUCUCUAGCUUUGCUGGUGCUAGUAUGCCCAUUGCCUUAUUUUCGGAUUUAUUGUCAGCUCUCACCCUUCACAUCUACUCAUUCUAUCUUGCCUCGGCCCGGAUAUUCCAUUGGCAACUUACCAUCCUCCUUUCGCUAUUUCAACUCUUUCGCGGAAAGAAGUAUAACGUCUUGCGAAACCGUGUUGACUCGUGCGAUUACGAUCUAGACCAGCUGCUCGUCGGCACCAUCUUAUUCACGCUUCUUUUCUUCCUGCUUCCGACCGUAAUUGUAUUCUACCUCAACUUCGCUUUUGCACGUAUGAUCAUCAUACUACUUAAGGCGGCGUUUGACACCUUGUUGUCCUGUCUAAACCAUUUCCCACUUUUUGCCUUAAUGCUGCGGGCUAAGGAUCCUCGACGUCUUCCAGGAGGCAUUCGUUUUGAACUUCGUGAUACCCAUAAUAGACCAAACCUUAAUUCAGCAUCAGCCUCGACAUCCUCAACCUCUCCCACCUCGCUCAUCCAUUUGAAGCCGAUUCCUCUCGAGUUCAGCGCAAUGUUCCGGCAAUAUUCGCAGAUGGGUAAUCGGCUACGCAAGCAUUACCUAUCACCCCGCGUGUUGUUUUGCCUCGUCACCGGCCGCUUCGUCCCACCUAUUCACAGGAAGAACCUGUAUUCAUUACAGUACAGCAUGCUUCCUGCUCGGCGGGCCGGCAUUACGGAGAUUUGGGAAGCACUGAACUCAUUACCGGCCAAGAAACCUAUAGGAUCACAGUCCUAUGGCCUGGCCAGAAACGUUACUAUGUUGAAUGGGCGACGACACAUGAACGGGCGGGCAACACGAGGAUUGAGGUAGGAAUAAUUGAGUCAACCCUCGGGUACUAUUGGCGUUUUGGAGAAAGGCAUUUAGAUGGCGUGGAACAGGGUGGCGUCAAAGCAAUGGUUCUUUAAGUACACGGCAAGGGACUACGCGAGGCGUAGCAGCUUGAAUGCAUAACAUGAGUAUGGGUUGACGCCAUUCUUCCACAUUUUGCUUAGAGCUACGUUUAUUCUAAAGGAUAGACUCGCUGAUAUGGCAGCAUGAGCCUCACUGUUUGCGCGCAUAGAAAUGGAAAUGUCUAGUCAUUCAACACUACAAAAGCAAAUACAAUACCUAUUCGAAGCAUU
Molecule: messenger RNA, 2557 nt
Organism: Xylaria bambusicola
Lineage: Eukaryota; Fungi; Ascomycota; Sordariomycetes; Xylariales; Xylariaceae
Product: n-acetylglucosaminyl transferase component GPI1
Exons: 4
Coding region: 93-2246 (717 amino acids)
Biological process (GO): GPI anchor biosynthetic process
Cellular component (GO): endoplasmic reticulum; membrane
Source: RefSeq, a predicted model, not a curated record